This is a messenger RNA of Zasmidium cellare ATCC 36951, 1011 nucleotides long. RefSeq lists its product as uncharacterized. Lineage: Eukaryota; Fungi; Ascomycota; Dothideomycetes; Mycosphaerellales; Mycosphaerellaceae. The coding region runs from base 1 to 1011 and encodes 336 amino acids. Gene Ontology annotation, molecular function: protein binding. The record is from RefSeq and is a predicted model, not a curated record. The transcript is spliced from 2 exons.
AUGCAAGCUCCAGGAUCAGCUCGCGGAAACUACAACUACUACACGCUCCGAGAUGUUCCUGGUAAGGAUCGAGGGGCAUUUGCCUUGAACUCUCUGAAGGCAGGCACAAAGAUCCUUGUCGACAAGCCGCUCAUGGUCUUCAACACGGCUUUAUCUCAUAUCAGCCCGAUAGAUACGACGCAGAAGUACCAUCGUAUGUCGCCCCAGGAUCGAGCCGAAUUCGAUCGGGCCCCGGGAAUCCUUCCUGGCGGCCAUCAGGGGAUUGUUGCAACCCACGAUAUGAAGUUCCACCUGAACAGGUUCACGAUCAACGACGGCAAAUCCGGCUGCUUUGUGCACGCUUCACGCUUCAACCAUUCUUGCGUACCAAAUUGCAGCAUGACCCCCACUUCAAACGACAGCAUUCAGUGUAUCCUCAUUAAGGAUGUUCCAGCCGGAGAAGAGCUCACCUUCGCGUACAACGAGAAUUUCUUGUACCUGACAUCCGUUCAAAGAGCACAGUACUUGAAGAACUUGCGCUUUACUUUCCGAGACUGCUUGUGCGCCAUUUGCACGCAGCCUGAAAGAGAUCGAGCAGACAGCGACCGGCGAAGAGCGCUAAUGAGGGAAGAUUACUACAAGUGGAGCGAGAUGGACAUCGUGCGAGAAGAUGGCUUCCCAAUGCCCGAAGCUAAGCUGGAAGCUGCCCUUGGCUACGAUUACUGCUUCCAAAACAAGGUCACGGAGCAUGCGCGAGCCUUUGUUGAGCUGGCAGAGCAGGAGGGGAUCUUGUCCUCAUUAUUUCUGGAACUCGCUUGCUUGUUCCUGGCAGAGGCUCAGAAUCACGGACCGAAGGCAGGGCGCGAUUUUCAAGAGAUCAAGAAGUGGACAGAGCGGACGAUUGAACUCAGACGCAAUCGCAUCGGAGAAGAGGGGCAAGUGAUGGUGAGAAGACGUUCGACAAUCGACUCGACAACCUCCAAAGCGACAUCAGAGACUGGGAGUUGGCUCAGUCUCGUGCUUGAGCUAUGA